Molecule: messenger RNA, 336 nt
Organism: Brugia malayi
Lineage: Eukaryota; Metazoa; Nematoda; Chromadorea; Rhabditida; Onchocercidae
Exons: 3
Coding region: 1-336 (111 amino acids)
Source: RefSeq, a predicted model, not a curated record
AUGUCAUCAAACAUUUCUGGAAAAUUCCUUUGCUCUACCCUUCUUGUGAAAUCAUUCACAGGAGAAAAGUCUCACUUGACGAAUGAUGACGCUGGCAGUGGAGGUGGUGAUGAAAACAACGACGAGCAAAUAAUUUCAACUUUAAAUGUAGAUGUUGAAGAUGAUGGAAACAGUGUAGCAAAUGGUGAUAAAAGACAGCAGAAAUCGGAAAAUCUGGCUUUAUAUCGCCACUGGGAAGGUCUAAGUCUAAAUUUUGAAAAACAAGCGGAAAAUUUCCAAAAAAGGGUUGAAAGAGGAAAGAGAUCGAACAGAUGCCGAAAUGCGGCAGUUACGUAA